Daphnia pulex (common water flea) is the source of this 662-nucleotide messenger RNA. RefSeq names its product mitochondrial import inner membrane translocase subunit Tim8-like. The record is from RefSeq and is a predicted model, not a curated record. NCBI's taxonomy places the organism in Eukaryota, Metazoa, Arthropoda, Branchiopoda, Diplostraca, Daphniidae. The transcript has 4 exons. Bases 250 to 618 code for a protein of 122 amino acids.
CAGCUUGCAGACGAAAGACCGAAGUCCUGUGGAAACAAAUGACUAACACCUGGCAAAACCGGUGAUAUUUUCAUAAUUUAUAAAAAUAAGCUGUAAUUUUCACGCUGUAAGUCCUCACGUACAGCAAACGCUGCUUGAUUUAAAGCCCAGUUGAUAACGAAUAUUAAAACAUCAAUCUUUAUUCAUUGUUGUUAUUGUGAAGCCCAAGGUAAAGACUUCUUUGAGACCUGUUAUUGGAGCCCGUCGAAAAUGUUUGGUUUUGGAAGCAAGAGUACACCAGAACCUGCUCCGGCACCUGACUAUUCCGUAGAGCUUGACUCUGGGCCCAGUAAUGCCCACUCCAUCAGUUCUUCAAACUUUAUGGAAUCUUCAUCUUCUGCUUCUGAAGAUGCAGAGCUACAGAGGAUCCUUAUGAGAGAACAACAACGAGCACAGUUUCAACAGCAAAUCAACAAAUUUAAUGAUAUAUGCUGGGAGACUUGCAUUGAUAAACCUACCAGUAAGAUGGAUAAUAAGACAGAAACAUGUAUAGUAAAUUGUGUCAACAGAUUCAUAGAUUUGAACCUUCUUUGUGCUCAGAGGUUUGCCCAAAUCCUCCAACAAAAUGGUGGCUUCUAAUCCAGUGUACAAGUUGCAAAAAGAAUAAAAUACUGGUAGCGUAA